Messenger RNA from Loa loa (African eye worm), 195 nucleotides. RefSeq lists its product as hypothetical. The transcript has a single exon. Lineage: Eukaryota; Metazoa; Nematoda; Chromadorea; Rhabditida; Onchocercidae. The record is from RefSeq and is a predicted model, not a curated record. Bases 1 to 195 code for a protein of 64 amino acids.
AUGACAGAACAAGUGAUUGCACAUAAUCCUACUGAUAUAGCAAAGAAUGUUAGCCAUUCCAAAACAGCAGAAAGAAAAGAAUCUUCCAAAAAAAAAAAAAAAGAAAAGAGUCUUCCGAAAAGAAGAAAAGAAUCUGCCAGAACCGGAAUCCGGAAUUCCAAAAAGACAUUAAAAUGGAAUGAACAUUCUAUUUGA